This is a messenger RNA of Microplitis mediator, 2817 nucleotides long. RefSeq lists its product as uncharacterized. Gene Ontology annotation, biological process: DNA integration; DNA recombination. The record is from RefSeq and is a predicted model, not a curated record. Gene Ontology annotation, molecular function: DNA binding. Bases 1 to 2817 code for a protein of 938 amino acids. The transcript has 5 exons. NCBI's taxonomy places the organism in Eukaryota, Metazoa, Arthropoda, Insecta, Hymenoptera, Braconidae.
AUGCUGUCAGAUAACUCAUCAGAGGAGAUUGAUCAAAUUACUCUGAUGAAAUAUCUCUGGGACACGGGAAAAAUCUUAAGUGAUGUUUUCCACCAACAGUCAAUAGCGAGAAAAUCAUUUAUUACUCCGACUCUGGAUAAGGACAUAAAGGCUACGCUAGAGGCUAGUAUCCCAGAUGAAUGGCUUUACGGUCAGAAACUCAAUGACCAGGUUAAGGAUGCAAAAGCCAUCGUUAAAGCGGCUGCAUCUUUAAAACCUUCUGACAAACCAGUUGUCAAGAAACAGGCAUUCAGGACUGCGUCUCAGGGAAACUUGAGAGGCCCACCUGCGAAGGAUGGCGAAGACUUCACUGAAGCCCAGCUCAGAGAAGAACAGGAAGUAGCGGAGAUUGUUGUGGAAGAACAACAAGAGGUAAAUAAAUUAGCAGGCAGACUCAGUCUCUUCACAGAGAGUUGGGAAGGUGUUUCGGAUGAUAAAUUCAUCUUUGAUUGUCUCAAAGGUUAUGGUAUUCCCUUUAAGUCCCAACCUAUACAAUUUGUGGAACCCAGUGAACCUGUAAGGUCUCCGGGUGAUGAAUUAAGGGUCCAGCAAGCUAUCGGUAAACUUCUGCAAAAGGGGGCUAUCGAGCCUUGCUUAGACAUCGAGAGUCAGUUUAUAUCGUCGUAUUUCCUAGUACCAAAAGCAGAUGGGUCGGAUCGUUUCAUUAUUAAUCUAAAGCAAUUAAAUGAGUUUAUUGAGACAUAUCACUUCAAAAUGGAGGACCUGAGAUCCGCUAGAGAUCUCAUUGAUAAGGGCGCGUUCAUGGCUAACCUAGACUUGGAGGAUGCGUAUUUCCUGAUCCGGGUAAAAAGAUCCUCUAGAAAAUACCUUAGAUUCAGGUUCAAAGGCCAGCUUUAUCAAUUCGUGUGUCUUCCUUUUGGCUUGUGUUCUAGCCCUCAUACUUUUACAAAAAUAAUGAAACCGGUGGUUAAUAAACUUAGGUCAAAAGGCAAAGAUUACGAAGCUUGUAAGAAUAAUGUACAGAAUACGAUAGGCCUCUUAGAGGAGCUUGGUUUUAUCAUUAACUAUCGUAAGAGUACGACGACUCCUAAUAGAAGGUGCGUAGAGUAUGGCAGAGCAUAUUGCAAAAGAUUAGAAAGAGCUAAGUGGUUAGCUCUUACGUUGAAUAAUAAUGACUUUGAGGGUUUUAUGACAAUAAAUGCGGGCGUUUUGGAGGAUCUUCAAUGGUGGAGAGAUAAUAUAAUGAGCGCUAACAGCAGAAUAAAGUCUCACAAAUAUAGCAUAGUGAUAACUUCGGAUGCUUCAAGGACAGGCUGGGGAGCGGAAGCUGGAGGUGUUGUUACAAGGGGUUUUUGGAAUCCAGAGGAUCAGAAGCACCACAUUAAUUAUCUGGAACUUUACGCAGCUUUCUUCGCGCUUAAAUGUUUUGCUCACGAGUUACGCGACCGCGAAGUCCUUCUUCGUAUAGAUAAUACAACAGCGAUCGCUUACGUCAAUAAAGCUGGCGGAAUUAGGCAUCCAAAGUUAUCAGAUCUAGCUAGAGAGAUUUGGCAAUGGUGUCAAUUAAGAGGAAUUUGGCCAAGGGCAACAUAUAUUCCAUCGAAGCUGAAUGUAGAAGCAGAUGCCGCUUCCAGAGUGGAAAACCUGGACACCGAGUGGGAAUUAUCCAGGGAAGCCUUCCGAACCGUAUUGGACACCUUUGGUUUGCCUUCGAUUGAUCUCUUUGCAUCGCGUAUUAACAGGAAGUGCGUAAGAUUCUAUUCGCGUUAUCCAGAUCCAGAUGCAGAAUCAGUAGACGCGUUUACGGCAGGAGUGUCACCCCCUAGCGAACAAGUUGUCACUAGUGGUCGGCAAAUUAUCCGGCAGGCCUUUGUCACCAAGGGCAUCGGAGAGGAAUCAAUAGACAUCAUGCUCAGUUCAUUGUCAGAGUCAACGAUUAAGCAGUAUGAGGGAACAUUGAAGAAAUGGCUAGUUUUUACUCAAGCAAGGAAUAUCGAUGCCUUUAAUCCCCAGAGUACGGAGGUCAUCAAGUUUCUUACAGCGCAGUUUAAUGAAGGGGCGAAGCAUGGCACUCUUAACUCUAUGCGGGCUGCUAUUUCCUUGAUUUCUAGGAACAACCUCUCAAAGGACUCCUUAUUAUCGAGGUUCAUCCGGGGGACAUUCAAGAAGAGACCAUCGCGACCGAAGUACUCCGAUACCUGGGAUACAGACCAGGUCCUGACAUAUAUUGAAAAAUUGGGAAACUUAGACAACUUAAAAUUGAAGGAAUUAUCAGAGGUGGCAGUGACACUCCUUAUUCUCAUCACGGCACAUAGAAUGCAAACGUUGUCCUUGAUAAAAACCGAAAAUAUCACUAAGACUGUUUCUGGAUUAAAAAUUAAGAUACCUGAUUUAAUUAAGACCUCAAAGCCGGGCAAAGAACAACCUGUAUUAUCGAUUCCAUUCUUCAAGAAGAGGAAGAAGAUUUGUGUAGCAUCUAUCAUAUUAUACUACUUAGAGCGUACUAAAGAAUUAAGAACCAACUCGGAUCGACUGUUUAUUGGGACAGUAAAACCACAUAAACCAGCUGGCGCUCAGACGAUUGGGCACUGGAUAAAGGCACUUAUUGCAAAAGCAGGAGUUGAUACAGAGAUUUUCACCGCCUACAGCGUUAAGCAUGCAUCCGUGUCGAAGGCACAUAAAAGGGGAGUAGAUGUGGACACUAUUAGAAGAACCGCAGGGUGGUCAUCCAAGUCCGCGGUUUUCGCCAAUUUCUACAAUCGGCCGAUUCAAAGCUCUAGCGAGAGUUUUGCACUUACAGUAGCCGAUAAAAAGUAA